AUGGCGGAGUUUAAAAAAGUUCGAGCUAAGACAAUCAGAAAACGUCGACAUUCGUCAAGUAGCGACGACAAUUCUGACAAAGAAGAUGACAUUGGAACGAAAUUGCAAGAUAUAAAAGAGCUACAGAAAAUGAGAGCAAGGCCUAAUGGUGUGAGUGCUGAAGUGCUGUUAGUAGGAAAGGAAGUAGCCACAAAACAGACCACUGAUGAUAAUGACCCAUUCAAAAUGAAAACUGGUGGAUUUGUAGAUAUGAAGGCUUUGAAACAUAAACCAAUAAAUGUAGUAGACAGUGAAUCCAUAGGUACAGCGUUUGCUGCUGAAACAAACCGUCGAGAUGAAGACACAGAAAUGUUGAAGUAUGUAGAAGAUGAAUUGGCCAAAAGGAAAGGUCACCACAAGGAGGAAAUCACUGAUAAAUCCAAAAAGCAAGAAAAUAAACUUUUUGCUCUACCAGAAAAUCUGAAAGUUGAAUCAAGUCGAAAAAAGACAGAAGACAUGUUGUCUAAUCAGAUGCUGUCUGGUAUACCAGAGGUGGAUCUGGGUAUAGAAGCCAAGAUCAGUAAUAUUGAGGCAACUGAAGAAGCUAAACAGAAACUACUGACUGAGAGAAUGAGGAAGAGAGAAAAGGAGAUAUCAGACUUUGUCCCUACAAAUAUGGCUGCCAACUUUGUCCAACAUAACAGAUUUAAAGUAGAAGAUACAAAGCCACUUCUCAAGAAAGAAGAAGCACCCCGCCCUGAGCCUGUCAGAGUUGGAGACGUAGAGAGACUUCAGACCCCAGCAGGUGCUGAUGGAAAGUCAAAAACAGAUGAAAAAGCCACAGAUGAUUUUUACUUUGAAAAAUUCAAGAAACAGAUGAGAAGAUACUGACAUUGAUCAAAUAUAAUCUUUCAGGUUAAUGUAAGAUGAUGUUUGUAUUAUGAAAAUCUGUCACUGGGUCUGCCUCAGAUUCUGUAAAAAUCUGUCACUGGGUCUGCCUCAGAUUCUGUCUAUAAACAAGGUUAUUAGUACAAGAAUAACAAAUUCAGUAACUGAUUACACUGUACAAUGGCCAUUGUGACCUUCAGAUUCACAAAUAAUGACCUUAGUGACCACAGACAGGAUACUGGUGCUGUGUCAGUACUGGACAUCCUGCAAGCCCCAAUAAGUAUGUUGGUUAUUGAUUCUGACUAGCAACAGUUGAUACUGAGAUGGAAUCAAUGUUGAUAUCAGUGAUAAAGAUUUGUUGGUUCAUUUGUUUGCUGUGUUAAUUGCCUUGUGAACAGCUAGGGUCAUGUGGAGGCUGGUAGUAACUGGUUGCUAGCUGACUUAACAACAUACAGGAGGCCAGUCGCUUGCCAUCCAGAGCAAAAACAAUAAGUUUUCUUGCUCAAGAACACAUGUCAUCACAGACAAUGAAAAAAAUAAAUAAAGAAAAACAAACUGGAUAAUUUUUUUGUAAGAAUUUUUUAAAUAUUUAAUACAAGUCUAACUUAAUGUUGAUAAUGGUGGGCUAUAGCAUAUGCUGUACAUACUAUUCUGGUGGAGAAGGUAGGGUAUACAUUUCUACAAUAUUGCGAUACUGAUAUCCAUUUACAACCCUCUAUCCACACAGUUUACUGUCUACGUGAAUAGUGACUACGCAGAGCGAUUAUUUUAAGGUCAACAUCCCUCUGUAUCUAUAUAUAGUUAGGAAUAUGUGCUAUCACACAGUGUGAUCACGUGAUUCAGAUUGUAAGUGAAACAAGAAUAGAGCAGUUUUGAACUACCACAAGACUAGAAAAAGAUUGUUUUCAUUGAAAAGCAUGAGUUUAAACUACCCACCUAUUCAAACUCACGGAAGGUUUACUGUUAACAUACUAUAUAUAUACAUGAAUACAAAUCUAUACUAAUAAUAUUAAGGACUAUAACAAAUGUAAUUACUUAUAAAUGUUUGUAUACCUCUCUGGUCAUACAAAAAACAAAAUAGGCAACCAUAUCAGAGAUAAACACUAUUCCUCUUUCUCUACACUUAGCUGGGUAACAUUACUUCAUAUAAGCUGGGUAACAUUACUUCAUAUAAGCUGGGUAACAUUAUUUCAUAUAAGCUGGGUAACAUUACUUCAUAUUGCCUUUUUACUGAGGAAUAUUUGGUAGAUUUAGUCAGUGUCAAUCUUCCUUUUUUCUCUGUAUUUGAAAGUUUCAUGCUAGAGAAGUGUGGGAGCCCUUCAGAAUAAGUAUCUUGUGGUUAUUUACAAAAGAUGGAAGGUAGACACAGCUUCAUGAUGCAACUUAAUGUGAAUGAAUGAAUUAAUUAAUGAAAGAAUGGUCACUUUAAGAUUAGAAAUGAGUAAACUAUAUGUACAAUGCAAAGAGAAAUGAAUGAAUGAAAGAAUGGUGGAGAAAGAGUUGAACAUUUGAUGAAAUGGACCACUGAUUGAAUAUGGGCAUCAAGCUACAGUGGAUUAUUCAUAAUGAAUAAAUACAUUUGAGAUAUU
This is a messenger RNA of Ylistrum balloti, 2456 nucleotides long. Its product is annotated as splicing factor C9orf78 homolog. Gene Ontology annotation, biological process: mRNA splicing, via spliceosome. The record is from RefSeq and is a predicted model, not a curated record. The transcript is spliced from 9 exons. NCBI's taxonomy places the organism in Eukaryota, Metazoa, Mollusca, Bivalvia, Pectinida, Pectinidae. Bases 1 to 870 code for a protein of 289 amino acids. Gene Ontology annotation, cellular component: spliceosomal complex.